Molecule: messenger RNA, 957 nt
Organism: Seminavis robusta
Lineage: Eukaryota; Bacillariophyta; Bacillariophyceae; Naviculales; Naviculaceae
Source: the annotation of a GenBank genome assembly
AUGGAGAAGCCAAGCCAUGUCGACCUAUCUGCAUCUCAGGCCUCUCUACCAAGGCCGGCAGAUGAUGAAAGUGAACAGGGCAAGGAGAAAGAGAGAACUGAUAGAAGUACUGGGUCGGCCACUGGAGGUCCUGCUAUAGCGGCUGCAUCAUCCAAGGGACCAACACUGACGCUUGACCCAUCACUGUUCAAGUUGUCCAAGGAAGAGAGAGAAUUGGCUUUGGAAAUCAAAGAAUCCAUCGAAUCCCUCCCCGACCUUGACAUCUUAUCUGACUUUAUGUAUGCGAACAUGGCUCUAGUUGGGGGUGUGGAAGAAGCAGUGGAAAAGGCCUACCUCAUGCAAGAAGUUCGGGAAGAGUACAAGAUUCAAUUAACCUAUGAAGAUGGUGUUCGAAGUAUUCGGGACAUGAUCAAACUGCUCCCACUAACGUUCAUGUCCUACUCCUUUGAUCUGAAGCAGGAUAGGUCUGUGAUGGUCCUAGAUUGCACAAAGUUCCGCCAAACCAUCUGGAGAGACCCCAAGAAUAUGGAAAUUAUCCUCCGAGGCGCCUUCUAUGUGAGUUAUGCAACCUUUCCCAGUUUGGGGAUUGUGAGAGCGGGGAAAACAGACAUUUUUGAAUGUGAGGGUUUCCGGUUGGGCAUAGGAAUGGUGGAUGUCAAGAUUGGGGGACAGAUCACUUGCCAGACAAUUGGAGCAUUCCCAGCCAAUGUCACUACAAAGUUCUAUAAUACUUCCUCCAUGGCAAAUGUUAUCAGUGCCAUGACUAAAAAAUUGAUUCCCAAGGAAAUCGGAUCCAAAUGGGAGUUUGGGUGUCGAUUGCCAGGAGGAGGAAGAUUGGACAAGUUAUACCUGCAGCCAACCCCAGAAGUUGCUACCGAGAGAGUCUUGUCCAACUUCUGUAAGGGCCUUAAAAUCCGCAUGGAGAGUGAAAAGAUUUUCCAAUUGGAAGAGGAAUGA